Messenger RNA from Syngnathus acus (greater pipefish), 1821 nucleotides. It is a transcript of the gene coq3, whose product is annotated as coenzyme Q3 methyltransferase. Bases 156 to 1190 code for a protein of 344 amino acids. Gene Ontology annotation, molecular function: 2-methoxy-6-polyprenyl-1,4-benzoquinol methyltransferase activity. The record is from RefSeq and is a predicted model, not a curated record. The transcript is spliced from 6 exons. Gene Ontology annotation, biological process: ubiquinone biosynthetic process. Lineage: Eukaryota; Metazoa; Chordata; Actinopteri; Syngnathiformes; Syngnathidae.
AGAGCAACUCAGUCAUCAGAAAAACUAAAAAAUACACGUGUCAGCACAAAUAAUGCAAGUCGGGAACCUUUGUGUACCGUUUGCUGUUUCUGUCCGAACAGUUAUCAUUAAAGUACCUGUCAGCCUCGAAUGUCAAGUACUGUUUGUCAUUUAACAUGCUUGCAAACAAGUUUGGCCGUACCGUGGUUAGGUUGCGUUGCUGCAACGCAGUGCCCUUAUGCGGUCUUAGCCAGAGACAUAUGGGUCGGCACCGAUCUGGUUGGGCUGUGGUGUGUCAACAGCGGACGCUGUGGCUCCAGAUGAAUGUUGCGGAGCGGACAAAACCGAAUGCUGUGCACCGUCAACUCAGUACAAGAACAUCCCAUCAAACCACAGUGGACCCUGAUGAGCUGAAAAGGUUUCGAUCACUGGCCAGCAAGUGGUGGGAUGAAAAUGGCGAGUUCAGAGCCCUUCACUCCAUGAAUGACCUGAGAGUGCCUUUCAUAAGAGAUAAUCUGCUGAAUGUGCACAAAGCACAUCAUCCUGGAAAACCACUUGCCGGACUAAGAGUUCUGGAUGUCGGCUGUGGAGGCGGCCUGCUCACUGAGCCUCUUGGUCGCCUGGGAGCCAGCGUGUUAGGUAUCGACCCAGUGGAGGAUAGCAUUGGCACGGCACAGCUGCAUUUGUCGUAUGACCCCGAUCUUGGCGAGCGGGUCGGCUAUCGGGCGUGCACCCUGGAGGAGCUGUCGGCAGAUGCGGCGGGAGGAGAGACGGACCGCGGAGACGUCCUGUUCGAUGCCAUCGUAGCGUCCGAGGUCGUGGAACAUCUGGCUGACCUGGAAACAUUUGCAAUCUGCUGCAGCCACGUGCUGAAGCCAGGCGGCUCACUCUUCAUCACCACCAUUAAUAAAACCAACCUGUCAUAUGCCUUGGCUAUUGUGGCGGCCGAGCAGCUGAUGCGUAUCGUUCCCAGGGGGACGCACGACUGGGAAAAGUUCAUCAGCCCAGUAGAUCUGGAGCGCCGUCUAGAGUCCAAUGGUUUCUCAGUGCAGUCGGUCCAAGGUAUGAUGUACAAUCCAGCAUCAGGAGGCUGGAGCUGGAUCAACAGCACUGCCAUCAAUUAUGCCCUGCACGCUGUCAAAUUGGCUGAGGAGCCUAACUCAGACCCCAAAAUGGGCAAACCGGAGAACUCCACAGCAUCACACAGCUGAGCCACUGGAUCUAGACAUUGGUCAAGUUAUUUUGAGCCAGGUGCUGGUUUGCACAUCUAAGCAGCAGACAGGUAUGCAAAUGAGUUCAUCAGAAGCAAAGCUGCAGCUCCACAUUGCAUGUGUUUGAAUGCUCAUAGCUCCUUGAGUCACUGAAUAUUCUGAACAUGAGCCAAAUAUGUUAUUUGUGUUGAGAAUGCAAACACUAAAUAGGGUUUUCUGCCACAAGCGUGAGUAUUUUUAGCGUGGAAGCAGGAAGAGGGGGAAGUCACAUGCUUGUGAGGCUUGAUAUCAUUUCACGUGCCACUAUUAUGUAAUACGACUAAAGGCAAUGGUAUAGAAUAAGUCACGUUUUGUCCGAUGUCUGAAUAGAUGUGAUGUGAUAGCUGUUUUCAAUUGCUCUAAAUGUAUUUUGUUGGAAUCCAACCUCAUACAAUGGGGAAAUUAUUAUUUCAUCCCUUCCUGAAUUGGUUUGCUCACUUUAAAAUAAGCUGUUCUGAAUCUCCAAAUUUUGUAGUUAGUUAUAGAUUAUGGUAGUUGACAGACUAUCAGUCAAAAAUGCAGAAAGAAAAUCAAAUUCAAGGCAUGGAUGCAUCUUUCAACAUGACAACCACCCAAAACCUACAUCCAGGGG